Molecule: messenger RNA, 729 nt
Organism: Caenorhabditis bovis
Lineage: Eukaryota; Metazoa; Nematoda; Chromadorea; Rhabditida; Rhabditidae
Source: the annotation of a GenBank genome assembly
AUGACGCGUCCGACUGCUCCAAUUUUGACGGCAGACUACUACACCUAUUCAACGUACUCGCAGCAAGACGAUUUCUAUGGUGGAUUUGAGGCUAGAAAUGGGAGUGUUAAUACGGGACCAACUCGAAUGGAACCAAUUAUAUGCAAAAAUCAGUCCCGUAAAAUAGUGAAAGAGGAUACCGCAUCAGCGCAUUGUAUCACCUUCAUCUACUUCGCACUCGCCAUGAUUGUCAUCGCUUUCAACUGCUAUAUUUACUACUACGGGAUUCGUAAUAAAAUGGUUUUCUACAUUACUGCUUUAAUGGGUUUCAUAGUUUUCACCAGUCUCUUAAUGCACGUCGGAAUUGUCCGUCGCCAUCCAUUUUUGUGCAUCCCAUUUGUUGUGUGCAGGACCAUGGAAGCUUUCAUUUGCAUUUGCUUCAUGUGUGUUUUCGGGUACUCACUGUUCGAUAGAAAAAAUGACUUCUACAUUUUUUUCUUGGAAUGCACAAAAUUUGUUGCGCAAUUCCUUCCAAAACAUUAUAACAUCGACUUAGCUGAUGCUACUCUUCAACUCUGCAUUGUUGGAUUUGUUCUUUCGCUUCUUCUUCUAUCCAUUUCGGUAUACGUUUGCCGUGUUUCCUUCGAAUGUACUACCUGGGUCGCUGAUCAAUUCCGUGCUAAGCGCAUCCAGCAAUCCUACGACUCAUCCCGUGCCAGAAUCGCCAGUGAUGAAUUCUACUGCACUUAA